Messenger RNA from Gekko japonicus, 1419 nucleotides. It is a transcript of the gene HTR2B, whose product is annotated as 5-hydroxytryptamine (serotonin) receptor 2B, G protein-coupled. The transcript is spliced from 5 exons. Gene Ontology annotation, biological process: regulation of behavior; heart development; G protein-coupled receptor signaling pathway, coupled to cyclic nucleotide second messenger. NCBI's taxonomy places the organism in Eukaryota, Metazoa, Chordata, Lepidosauria, Squamata, Gekkonidae. Gene Ontology annotation, molecular function: neurotransmitter receptor activity; G protein-coupled serotonin receptor activity. Bases 1 to 1419 code for a protein of 472 amino acids. The record is from RefSeq and is a predicted model, not a curated record. Gene Ontology annotation, cellular component: plasma membrane; dendrite.
AUGGCUCUAAGCCACAGAGUCUCAGAGCGGCUUACAGAACGUCCGGUCCCUGAAGGCAUCCGACGGGGCACCGCGAUGGCUUCGCCUCUGAACGCGUUUGGAUCUGGCAACGGAUCGACCCAGCCGGUCGCCGGGGACGGGAACACCCUGCACUGGGCAGCCCUGCUGAUCCUCAUGGUCAUUAUCCCCACUAUCGGGGGGAAUAUCCUUGUCAUACUGGCCGUGUCCUUGGAGAAAAAGUUGCAAUACGCCACCAAUUACUUCCUCAUGUCCCUGGCGGUGGCCGACUUGCUGGUCGGGCUGUUUGUGAUGCCGAUAGCCCUUCUCACUGUAAUGUUUGAGAUUGCGUGGCCUCUUCCAAGGGACCUGUGCCCCGUCUGGCUGUUCCUCGAUGUCCUCUUCUCCACGGCUUCCAUCAUGCACCUCUGCGCCAUCUCGCUGGACCGCUACAUUGCCAUAAAAAAGCCAAUCCAAGCCAGCCAGUACAACUCCCGGGCCACAACCCUCAUCAAAAUAACGGUGGUGUGGCUGAUUUCAAUAGGCAUCGCUCUCCCAAUCCCUAUCCGUGGCCUCGGGGAAGGCGCCGCCACCCUCAGGAACUUCACCUGCGUGCUGACGCCAGACCGCUUCGGAGACUUCAUCCUCUACGGCUCGGUGGCCGCCUUCUUCGUCCCACUGGCCAUCAUGGUCGUGACGUACUUCCUCACCAUCCGGGUGCUGCGCAAGAAGGCCCACUUGAUCAACAAGCUCCCGCAGCGCUUGAACUGGAGUACUGUCUCCACCGUCUUCCAGCGGGACGCGACGCCCGGAUCGUCUCCGGAGAAGCUGGCCAUGCUGAACGGCUCUAGGAAGGACAGGCCCGUGGCCAAUGGCAACGAAGAGCUGCUCAUGCGCAGGAUGUCCACGGUCGGGAAGAAGUCGGUCCAGACCCUUACGAAUGAACAACGGGCCUCUAAGGUCUUGGGGAUUGUCUUCUUCCUCUUCUUGGUGAUGUGGUGCCCGUUCUUCAUCACCAACAUCACUUCCGUCCUCUGCAAGUCCGCCUGCAGCGAGGGGUUCAUCCAGAAGCUCAUGGAGAUAUUUGUUUGGAUAGGGUACGUUUCGUCUGGUGUGAACCCGCUGGUCUACACCCUUUUCAACAAGACCUUCAGGGAGGCGUUUGGCAGGUACAUGACCUGCAAUUACCGGACCUCGCUGCCUGUCCGGGGCCUUCGGAAAUGCUCCAGCAGGCUCUCGUUCAGGAAUUCCAUGGCGGAGAACUCCAAGAUUUUCAUGAUGCACCACGGGAUUAACCCGGUCAUGUACCAAAGCCCAAUGAGACUCUCACCGAUCCAGUCCUCAUCGGCCAUUCUCCUAGACACACUGCGGCUUACGGAGAACGAGAUUGAUAAGACAGAAGAACAAGUCAGCUAUGUAUAA